ACAUAAGUUGUAAAAGGUUCUUGUAAUUCUGUCGCUUGGAAGGGCGUGUGAGGAAGUCCAGAGGCAUUGUGGCAUCCCACUUUCCGGCGAACGCCAAAACUCCAAUAAAGUGUGUAACCUUCAAGGUGGAGCUGUAUCCCGGCAGGUGCCAUGGACAGCAAGCACGUUGAGCAACAGCAGGGCACCGCUGCCCCUCCCCUUCGGCGGUCUCAGCGCUUUGCUAAGAGAAUAGAAAGCAGCAAACCGACUGCUGCGUCGCAAGACUGGCAGCACGAGCAGGCCCCUUCAUCGGUGCAGGAAUUCCUGCUUGCACCUCAGGGCAGUACCCUCGAGCCCGCUGCGGUCGGCGAGUUGGAAGGCUUCUCUGGCUCCAACCUGCAGUGUGGUCUGUGGUCCUUGCUUCCUGACGAGCUCAUCGACAACAUCCUAAGCCUGUGCACCACGCACCAGCUGGGGAUGCUCGAAACAACCUGUACCUACUUCCGCCACUCCAGCUUUAUCGACCGAAUCGUCAAGCAGCGCCUCAAGUCUGUUCCCAGAGCCCGGGGCCUGAAGCCCAGCCGCAAGGAGGGCGAGCGUACUCUUUCACUCCUCCAUUUCGUCAACAGCCAGAGCGUCGCUGCUGCCCAGGCAACGGCCGUGUCGUGCGGUGCGUACCAUACCGCAGCAUUGCUGGUUCCGGCAGAGGUUGCCGAUGACCCUCGCGCGAGCGCAAGCCGGGACUGCAAGCAUUCGUUAUAUACGUUCGGUCGAGGUUUCCAUGGACAACUCGGUGUCGGUAGCCACGAGAACAGCUCAGUACCAAGGCUGGCAUCGCUUGGCUUCCGGGCUUGCUCGGACAAUCCGGACAUGGAGGAGGAGACCAUGCCGGCCGUUGUCGCAUGCGGCAGCAGCCACACAGCCUCAAUCAGCCGUCGUGGGGAGCUCUUCAUGUGGGGCCUGGGUAGCAACGGCGAGCUUGGCCUCGGGCAGUGGUCCCCCCUCGAGGUGGCAAUGCCACGUCAGUGCUUUGUGCAGACGCGAAUUGUUUCCAUCGCCGCGGGUGCCCACCACACCCUUGCGAUUGCCGAGACCGGGGCUCUGUGGAGCUGCGGACGCGGAAGGAGCGGCCAGCUUGGUCUCGGGGAGCAACAGGAGCACCUGGUGGACAACCCGCGCCUCACCCGCAUUCCCUCGCUCGAGGGAGUGCGCAUAGUUUCCGCCAGCGCUGGCGUGGCGCACUCGAUGGCCCUAGCUGCUGACGGCUCACUGUUCACGUGGGGCGACGGUAGCUAUGGCCAGCUAGGGCACAAGCAUAUUCCGCCGGCAGCUACGACCGUGCUCAAGCCUCGCAAGAUUGCUGAGCUGGACCCGGCGCCCUUAUCUCCCGACGCCAGGGUAACCGCUAUUGCCGCUGGUGCUUACCACUCCAUGGCACUUACAGUGGGCGGUACGCUUCUCGCGUUCGGCCGCAACGACCAAGGCGCCCUGGGUACUGGAGACAAGGUUGACCGCUGGGUGCCGUCGCGCAUCAACCUCAACGGCGAGGACCCCGAAGAUGGGAAGAGCCGGCGCGCGGUUCAAGUUUCGUGUGGUGCCGCGCACACUUUGGUCCUAGUGCUUAACAACGGCCGCAUGGAGGUUCGCACGACAGGAGCAAACACGUGGGGCCAGCUCGGCCAGGGCGACCGCAAGGAGCGCUACUAUUUCGCGCGCACAGUGGUGCAGAUGCCGGGCGUGGUGGCGGUGCAGUGCGGCGACGAGCACUCCGCUGCCAUCACAAACCGCGGCGUCCUCUACGUAUGGGGCCGUGGUGACAGUGGGCAGCUAGGGCUUGGCGACGAGAAGGCCAAGUGGAAGCCGACCGCGUUGCGCGCUUUUAAGGUGGUACACCCUGAGAAGACGCUGCGGCGCAGCAAGCGCAGUUUGCCUGUGCUGCGCCCCGUUGAGCCUGAAGUGAAGCGCCAGCGCAUGGCGGAUGCAUGGCAUUACAUGUGAGGGAUGAGGGCGCUGCAUUGUUGCGUAGGUAGUGCCCUUAGUGCUUUAGCAUUCGUGAGGUGGCUUGAGACAUAAGCUACAAGCAAACGUACCUGCAUGUCGCCUGCCUUGGCGGUGGCGGCUGUUUCUGUUUCAAGGGAAGCACCCCUGUAGGCACAGUGGUUGUGGUACUGAACGUUUCUCAUGUAUAUUUCUGACCAAAUACCGUGAUCCUUCCUCGACCCAAGACGUUGCCAGUGGGACCAUUCCAAUUUUAUUAUGGAGAGGGGUUGUUGCAUCCAAUGUCAUGUGUUUAGACGGCAGAGUGCGCAUGGCGGUGAAGGCCAUGCCUGCUAACUACAGUGAGAAUAGCUCUCGGCAAACUCCUGGUGCAGUGCGGAUGGUUUGCUUCGUGUCAGUUUUCCGUGUAGGUUAGGAUAAGGUGCGCUAGAAAGGUUUUGUACUGGGCUUCGGCAUAUUAUACUGAACACUUACGCGGGUGCCGCUGCCAGUGCAAUUAGGAACAUGCUGUGUGAGGAAAGGUUGUCGCUUGAAGAGGCCUCUGCCAUCGCCCUAAUGCUUCGGUGGGCGCUGAGUUAAC
Molecule: messenger RNA, 2557 nt
Organism: Astrephomene gubernaculifera
Lineage: Eukaryota; Viridiplantae; Chlorophyta; Chlorophyceae; Chlamydomonadales; Astrephomenaceae
Source: the annotation of a GenBank genome assembly